CUUUGACUCGGCGCAUAGGGUAGAAAAACGUGGAUGCCUAUGGGUGCCUCCUAACUGUCCUAAAGCUCCUUCAGCGUUCAUGUUGGUAUUCGGUGUUCAACUGAGCUAGCUCCAACAAGGCCGCUUUUGUUGCGGCUUUAGGACCAUGGCCUUAGGUUUACAUGUGAAUAGGGCUGUGAAACCGGCAAUUGAGUUCCGCUUGUAACAGUCCAGUUUUUCAGUAGACUGUUGUCUCGGUACAGCUGAUCUCGCCGCUUAGUACAACGUUUGUGACCAACUUACACUAGUGUAAAGGAGGGGUUGUGCAUACUGGUGCUGACCAGUCGGAGAUCACCAUUCGCUCGUCCGGCCUCUGCCUGCUAAGCUCCUCCGUGUUGGCGUUUACGAAGCUGCUUUAGACACCACACCUACUCAUCACAGCCAGAACAGCCUCCUACGGUCACCAUGUACUCCUCCUCGUCCGCCAUCUACCCCAUGCCUGGUGGAGGCUCAGCGGGCUCAGCCACCAGCCGCUUCACGCCUGCCGAUUUCAAGUACAAUGGCCGCGUGGCAUUGGCACUGCUGCCUUGCCUGCUGACCAUGGCCACCAUCGGCGGUGCAAGUGUACUAUCAUGCCUCACCAUCGGUGCCAUGGUGGUCUAUCUAAUGGACGCCUUGCAGUAUCGAGAAGGCGCAUUCUCAUGUGCAUGGCUGACAUUGCUCUGCGCCGACGUGGCAUUCACCUUCUCGCUCCUCUCUAGCUCAGAUGCCCCGGUGCUGCUACAACUCUUCAUGAUCUUCGCGACGCUGUUCCUUUCAGCGCUCACGGGCAUGUGGGCAUCAUUACAAUUCAAAUGGCUACAGAUGCAGUACCCGGCAGCAGCCAUCUACUUUGAACGCUGCGUGCUCACAGCAUCCCUGCCGCUGGCGGCAGUCCUGCACACGCUGGGCCUGGCCACAUUCGUGCCGUACUCGGAUGUGCCGUACUACCUUGCCGUACUACUGGUGGCGCUGUACUACUUGCUGGGCCGGCCGCUCAUGUCAUCCUUUUAUAAUGUCAAGGCAGGCCCAGCAGCGCUAGGCGGCGGUCCCGCUGUGGGUCCCGAAGCCGUCGUACAGACACGUGCCGACGGCGCGCUCAUGGCCGCCCUGGUUGCCGUACUGCCCGCCGCCACCUACGCUGCCGUGCACUCUGUCGUACUCUUCUUCCCGCUGCACCUCUAUGCCAUGCUGCUGCUGCUCGGCGGCAUGCCGCUCGCACUCGCCCUCAUGCCCGGCGGCAUGUGGUGGCUGGCGCCGGCGGUGCCGCCGCCGGUCAACGCAACUGCAUCCGGCGGUCAACGCAGCGCUGCCGCCGCCGCCGCCACGUACGGCAACACGCCGUACAUCUCCACUCCCUCCCGCGGCCUGGCGGGCUUCCUGCGCCGAGUGGUGUUGGCGGGGGCGCUGCUGGUGGCGUUGGUUGGGUUCGAGGGGCGGGUGGUGUUCCACGGGUUCGGGCAGUACAUCCAGCUGCCGUCGCCCUGGAACUGGCUGGCGGUGACGUUUGCGCUGUUUGGGUGCGCGGGUGUGGGGCUGGCGCAUGUGACGGGCGCGCUGGGGGAGCAGGGGGUGGACGUGACGGUGGCGGGCUCCUUCCUGCUGCUGUGCACCACGGCGGGCGCGCUGGCUGCCGGCGUGCCGUUCCUGUGGCUGCCCGCCCCGCUGCUGGCGGCGUGCGGGCUGUCGCUGUUCUACGAGAGCCGCAGCCUGCGGGAGUACCUGGUGUUUGUGGUGGGGGCCUUCGCAACAAGCGUGUGGUUCAUCCGGCAGCACUACUGGUUCCUGGAGCUGCCCGUGUCGGGCAUGCGGCUGCACACGCUGGUGAAGCUGGUGCUGGCGGCGCUGGUGCCGGCGCUCACGGUACCGGGGCUGGUGGUGGCGGGGGCCAGCUCGCACCUGGUGGGCGGGCUGCUGGUGCUGCAGGGUGGGCUGCUGUGCGUGAUGGAGGAGAGGAUGUACGCGGCGGGGCACGAGGAGGGGGCGCCGGAGGUCAUGUACCCGGGCUGGUUGGUGAUGGCUACCUCCCUGCUCGGCCUAGCCGCCGCCCGCCUGCUCACCUCCCGCGCCCGCAUCACCCCGCUCGCCUCCUGGCUCCUGCACUCCCUGUACGGAGCCAAGGCGGCCAUGCUCCUCAUCCCGGAGGCCGCCCUCGUGCUACCCGCCGCACUGCUGCUAGCCGCAACCCUGGCGCCGUACUUCCUCUACGGACCUUCAACCCUGCUCAAUGUGCC
Messenger RNA from Astrephomene gubernaculifera, 2252 nucleotides. Lineage: Eukaryota; Viridiplantae; Chlorophyta; Chlorophyceae; Chlamydomonadales; Astrephomenaceae. The record is from the annotation of a GenBank genome assembly.